Molecule: messenger RNA, 333 nt
Organism: Lindgomyces ingoldianus
Lineage: Eukaryota; Fungi; Ascomycota; Dothideomycetes; Pleosporales; Lindgomycetaceae
Exons: 2
Source: RefSeq, a predicted model, not a curated record
UUCACUGUAGAGUGGGACAACCUCUGGCUAGCAAACAGGAAGCUGAGGCCCGAGAGAGUCGGGUAUCGCGUGAAGCACAAGAGCCAGCUCCGUGGGAACCGGCAGCUCUCCCAGAUUUGGCUGCUAUGGCUCUGCAAGAGGUGCCACGCCGGGGGCGUUCGCGGAGGGGUGAAGAAAGUCGACGGUUACGCUCAUAUCGUGAGCCACCUCAGGAAAGAACACAGGAUUGACGUCUUCGGGGGAGGUCUCUUGCCUGACGCGCCAAGGAUCCCAGCGAGUCCAUUUGAAGCCGCUCGUGAGGUCGCUGGCUCGUCGUAUAUCGUCUCUCACAGC